GAGUUAGUGGUGUGAUUGUCAUCUUACUAAACGGAGCGACGUCGCAGAGGUGUUCUCGCGAAAAAAGGUGAUUUUUCUGCUUUCUGUCCACCGGAAGGCGUUUAGUUAGUUUAGGAGUGUUCCUCAGGUGUGUGUGUGUGUGAGUGAGCCUGGACAAAGGAUGAAUUACAACAUAAGCUGGAUAUUUCCCCGGCUACGGAAGCCCUCAGCUUUCUGGCACCUGGCAAGCACCGUGACCAUUGCCUGCGUUGGACUUUUUAGCAAGAUAAUUAUGGUGUGGCUCAACAAGACCCGUGUCCAUAAUCGACACAUUCUAUCCGACGCACUCCGCAAACGUCCCCGUGGGGUGCCACUCAUUACGUGCUCCAAUCAUGAGUCAUGCUUCGAUGACCCAGGACUAUGGGGUGUCCUCCCAUUGAAUCAAGUCUGCAAUCACAAUGUGAUUCGGUGGUCUCUGGCAGCGCAUGAUAUUUGCUUUACAAACAAAUACCAUUCCCUAUUCUUUAUGACCGGGAAAUGCGUGCCAUGCGUGCGUGGCGCCGGCGUCUACCAGCCCGCAAUGGAUGUUUGUAUAGAGAAGCUGGCCCAAGGUGAUUGGGUCCAUGUCUUUCCCGAGGGUAAAGUUAACAUGGCUCAAGAGUAUAUACGAUUAAAAUGGGGCAUCGGCCGAUUAAUCUACGAGAGUCCAGUUCUUCCUAUGAUUAUUCCCAUUUGGCAUAAAGGAAUGGAAACUGUUCUUCCUAAUGAGCCACCCUACAUACUCAGGGUGGGCAAGAAGGUGACCAUUAACUUUGGGGAUCCAAUUGAUUUGAGUGAUCUCGUAAAGAGCCUCAAAGAACGCAAUACUCCCGAACCGGAGGCACGCAAAGUCAUUACAGAUCGCAUCGAAGAGGAGCUAGAUAAAUUAAGAAUAAAGACGGAACAGUUGCACAAUAAGUGCUGACGAGUGUCACGAGGCUGAAUAGAUUAAAAUAUUAUAUACAACCAACUAUAGGUACAUAAAAUAUCGGAGUUGUGUGGUGAUUGUGUGUAGCGAUUAUGUACGUGUAAUUUACGUUACAACGUUUUGGUUAGAGAUAAGAGAAGAGCAUAAAUAAUAUGUCGUGCCAUGUAAAUAUUUCUCCGAUCAAUGUGUAAAAGAGAACGCGAUGAAGAAAAAAUUAAGAUAGACGUGCUCCCGAUUGAAAAGAAGAAAAAACAAAUCCAGUCCAUUUGUGAACAAAAAAUAAAUAAACUUUUAAUUAAUAUUAUUGGACAUAUUCGAUUAUGCAAUGUACCCUAUAUUUAGAUUAUCGAUAUAUUUCUUGCCUCUCUAGCUAGAGAAAAAAGGAAUUUUUUUGAAUAAAUAUUUAGCAAUUCGCGAUUUAAUAAAGAAAAAAAAGUAAUACGUGUUUAAAGUAAAAAUCGAAUGUUUGGAAAUAUAAUUAAUAAAUUUCCAGUAGAUCGCUGUGAAUCAUUUUUUUUAUCCAAAUGAACAUUUUAAUGAUUUUUUUGUACAUUUUGUGAUAAUAAUUUGAUGUCAAACUUACUCAAUUUUAGGUUCUUUUUUUUGUACCAACUAUUACACCCUACACAUGCCAUGUCCAAACUAUAGGGCUUAUAGACAAACCGAAGAUUAACAGAAAAAAAUCCAAUUUGCAUUUUUUUCUCACUUAAAAUGAGCUUACAGAUCAAUGGGGGAAAUGUUAGCGCAAAAAAAAGUUUAUUAUUCAAAUUGGUGAAUAGUGGAAACUCUACAUAAAAAAAAACAUUGCUCAAUUUUUUUCAAAGAGCUGUAUUUAAUAAUAUUGCAAAUACAAAAAUUUGAACAAAUUUUGGCUGUUUAAUUGAAAUGUAAAACAAUUAUUUAUUUCUUAUUUUAAAGUAAUUUAUGUAAAAUUGGUUAUUGAAGUCCUCAAGUUUCCUUAAUUAUUCCUUAUUUUACAAAAUAUUCUUUUUAUGAAUUUCUUAUAUGAGCAUUAAAUAAGGAAAAAGCUUUAAAAGCUUUAAAAAUGUAAAUUAUUUAUCUAUUUCGCUACAGCUAGAAGAUGAAAAAUAAUUUGUCAAAACGUCGCUGAUUGGAUGAAAAAUUUGUAUUUUUCGUUUAUUUUGAAUCGUUUUUUUUGAGACAUUCUGAAGAAUUAAAAUCAAUUGAAACGGAUAGAAAUAUUCUGCAAUACAUACUGAAGAGAAUUUAAAUCUAUUAAUUUUGGAUACUCUAAGAAAUUCUUAAGUUCUUUUUGUUGAUAUUUUCGUCUCUUAAAAAAAUCAAAUAAAUGAAUAAUAAAAUUAAAAAACUGAUUAGAAAACCUUUUGAGGAAUUUAGACGAGCCUUUGAGAAUAUUUUUGUGCUUUUUAAGGGCUUUUCAUUAAGAUUUUAUGUUCAGCAGAAUUGUAAAUAAAUUUUAAAAGUUACAAAUUUAAAAAAAAAAGAAAAAAUCAAUUAGAAACGGUUAUAAUUCAUUAAACUAUUGACUUUUUUUUAAUUUACUGAUGAGUUCAAUAGCCGAGUGGUUUUAAUUACACCUCUUGAGCUCACACUAUGGAAUGUCAUGGGUUCAAGUCCCAUCAGUUGUCUUCAUUGAAAAGUACAACUCAUAAUUAAUUUUUCUUUUAUUUUUUUUUUAAAUAAUUUUUUUGUUAAAAAUGAUAUAUUACAUUGAAGCAAUAUUUUAGUAAUUUUUGAGCUGGAAAAAAUUACAAAAGUAUGUUAUGAAAAAGUUCAGAAAUUCAUAUUUUUAUUAUUAAAAAAAAAAAAAACAAUAAUUAAAAGCUAUUCAAAUGCGCAACCAUUUUCCUCCAUUAUCUGUACACAGACUUUUAAUAAGAAGUAUUUGUCCACGAGAAAUUAUUAGCAUCUUCACAAUGAAUCCCACAGAUAAAAUUGCCAUAAAAUCCCCACAUUUAUGAUGAAAAAAAAUCCCAUGAAUUUGUCUUGCAUUUCUAUCCACCGAUAAGAGAUAACAAAUAAUUCGUCAAAAUAUCCAAACAAUUUAGUACAUUUAAAUAGAAUCAGUCAGAUACCAAAUGAUAGUGUUUAAAAGACAAAUAAAAAGAAAAUGUAAAUAAAAUCUGAGCUGUAAUGAAUUCA
Messenger RNA from Lutzomyia longipalpis, 3070 nucleotides. It is a transcript of the gene Taz, whose product is annotated as tafazzin. Lineage: Eukaryota; Metazoa; Arthropoda; Insecta; Diptera; Psychodidae. Gene Ontology annotation, molecular function: 1-acylglycerophosphocholine O-acyltransferase activity. Gene Ontology annotation, cellular component: mitochondrial membrane. The record is from RefSeq and is a predicted model, not a curated record. Gene Ontology annotation, biological process: cardiolipin acyl-chain remodeling; inner mitochondrial membrane organization. Bases 161 to 943 code for a protein of 260 amino acids. The transcript is spliced from 6 exons.